Messenger RNA from Musa acuminata AAA Group (dessert banana), 1733 nucleotides. RefSeq lists its product as uncharacterized. NCBI's taxonomy places the organism in Eukaryota, Viridiplantae, Streptophyta, Magnoliopsida, Zingiberales, Musaceae. The transcript has 6 exons. The record is from RefSeq and is a predicted model, not a curated record. Bases 285 to 1364 code for a protein of 359 amino acids.
UUUUUACCUUGGACCGGUCGGGUCGCCGUUCUUUCGCCCACUUCUUCUCCGACGCCGAACGGUUCGGCCGCCCGCUACGACCGCCCUCUUCUCUCAUCCGGUGGCGGUGAAGGGCCGGCGCUGUUGGAUUCUUUGUUGUGGCUGCGGGCUCCUCUUCGGCCGUUCUCCUCCUCCGCUCUCUCCCUCUUUUUCUUUGGUAGGGUUUCUUCCAAAGGCGAAAUAGUGUACCAAAUUCCCUCUUCUGUCGCUGUUUUUAGCUUUAUCUUUUGGAAGAGAUCUGGCUCAUGGCUUCUUCAUCUCCGGGCUCUAGUGGCAAGAUUGGUGACUCUAUUACGGCCAUCACGGCCAUAGAUGGCAACAUAACAUCACAACGGCCUGGUGCUUUUGAAAUGCCAAAACCGAGCCUUCGGGGCCUUAACAAGCCCAAGUGCAUCAAAUGUGGCAAUGUUGCUCGCUCUAGGUGCCCUUUUCAGUCAUGCAAGAGUUGCUGCGCCAAAGCUGAAAAUCCAUGUCAUAUUCAUGUUCUUAAACACAAUGGUACUUUGCCGGACAAACCACCACCUUCUAGCUCCACGACGAUAGAACAACCAUCCAAUGAUGUGUCCUCAUCAGGGGCUUCUGGGAGACUCAACUCACUCAGGCAGAUUUCCACUAAUGUUGCCAAUAUCUUACGAGCUAGGAAACCGUUGAACAGAAAGGAUGCUGUGAAUAUAAACAGGUGGAGGUUUAUGAAGUUAAGAGAGCAUUUUGAACGAGAUAUUGAAGUUGAAAACGAGGCAUUUGAUAGGUACAUGCAAAAUGUGAAUUUACUGGAGGAAACAUUCUCAAUCACGCAAGGAACAGAACCGGGUGAUCAGACUGCAUUGGUUGCUGGUUCUUCUGAAAAAUUGGUCUCUGAGAUUAAGAUGAAGCUGAAAUCCAAUUCUGAAAGAGCUGAGAGUUUUCAGGAGAGGACACGAAACCUCAUCGACCAGAAAUUAUGUGAGUUGCAGAAAGGAGAAUUUGUUUCUGAUGAUUGUUCAAUAAAUGAUGAUGACCUAGAUGAUCAUAGAGAGUUCAAAAGAUCAAGACAGAUUAUGAAAUGGCGCCACGACAGAAACUCAACCAUGGAUGAUGUAAUCAAUAAACUGAACAAAGCGCAUAGUGAAGAAGAUAUAAGAGGUUGCAUGGACUUGAAGCUGCAGUGCACAGUUGAUAAUCUGACAAGUGAAGAUCACUCGACACCCAAGCUAGAAUCAGCAGACGUGACAGCUUUGUCAUUUUGUUCUCCACCCAAGAUGUGGAUGACUGCCCAUGUUGAUCAAGAUACUCUUGCAAACAUCAACACACAGUUUUCAUCUCUUAGCAGUAUUGCAGAGUUGUGAUUAAAGCGGAUCUCCAAUCCAUUAUCAUUGACAAGGCUGACUAGCUUGGGCAUCAUGCAGACUAUUUAAAAAGUGGAUGGAAAUAUGGUGUGCUGCUGAGGAUUAGUUUCAUUAUUAGUUUUAGGUGUCCGAAUCUCCAUAUAUGUAUCUCUGUAUAAUCAGCGCCAGUAAUCGGUUUCCCAUCCCAUCUUCUUAAAGAAAUCAAGAGAAAACCAAACCUGCCUGUAAACUUUCAGGUUUGGGGUUUCCUUGUACCAUUAACAUUAGUGUCACCUUUUUUUUUUUUUUUCCCCAAUCUAAUGUUUACUUACUGGUAUGGAGUGUUUUAUGUUUCACUAAUGGUGCAUGACUUCUUCCAUUACCGUGAAA